CCGCCAUGGGCAUUAAAUUUUUAGAAGUUAUUAAACCAUUCUGUGCGGUUUUACCAGAAAUCCAGAAACCAGAAAGGAAGAUCCAGUUCCGAGAGAAGGUACUAUGGACAGCUAUCACACUCUUCAUUUUCUUAGUAUGCUGCCAGAUACCUUUGUUUGGAAUCAUGUCAUCAGACUCUGCAGAUCCUUUYUACUGGAUGCGAGUCAUCCUUGCGUCAAACAGAGGUACAUUGAUGGAGUUGGGUAUUUCACCAAUUGUGACAUCUGGGUUGAUAAUGCAGCUACUGGCUGGAGCAAAAAUCAUCGAAGUUGGUGAUACUCCAAAAGACAGAGCCCUGUUCAAUGGAGCCCAGAAACUGUUCGGGAUGAUUAUUACCAUUGGGCAAGCCAUUGUGUAUGUUAUGACUGGAAUGUAUGGAGACCCUGCUGAAAUGGGUGCUGGAAUUUGUCUUCUUAUUAUAAUUCAGCUGUUUGUUGCUGGUUUGAUUGUGCUGCUCUUAGACGAGUUGCUGCAGAAAGGUUACGGUUUGGGAUCUGGGAUUUCCCUCUUUAUUGCUACCAAUAUCUGUGAAACCAUCGUCUGGAAGGCUUUUAGUCCCACCACCAUUAACACUGGCAGAGGGACGGAGUUUGAGGGCGCCGUGAUUGCCUUGUUCCACCUCCUGGCCACACGAACUGACAAAGUCCGCGCCUUGCGGGAAGCCUUUUACCGGCAGAACUUGCCCAACCUCAUGAAUCUGAUUGCCACAGUGUUUGUGUUUGCUGUAGUUAUAUAUUUCCAGGGAUUUCGUGUGGAUUUACCUAUCAAAUCUGCACGCUAUCGAGGACAAUACAGUAGCUACCCUAUCAAGCUCUUCUACACCUCCAACAUUCCCAUCAUCCUGCAGUCUGCCUUAGUUUCAAACCUCUAYGUUAUUUCCCAGAUGUUGUCUGUGCGUUUUAGUGGCAACUUCUUGGUCAACUUACUAGGACAGUGGGCAGACGUCAGUGGUGGUGGCCCUGCUCGGUCUUAUCCUGUUGGUGGCCUCUGCUACUAUUUGUCCCCCCCUGAAUCCAUGGGUGCAAUAUUUGAGGAUCCUGUCCAUGUAAUAGUUUAUAUAAUUUUUAUGUUGGGAUCCUGUGCAUUCUUCUCAAAAACUUGGAUUGAGGUGUCCGGAUCAUCAGCAAAAGAUGUUGCCAAGCAACUCAAAGAGCAACAAAUGGUGAUGAGAGGCCACAGGGACACCUCGAUGGUUCACGAGCUUAACAGAUACAUCCCCACAGCAGCUGCGUUCGGUGGCUUGUGCAUCGGCGCCCUCUCAGUAUUAGCAGACUUCCUCGGUGCCAUCGGCUCGGGCACCGGCAUCCUGCUCGCGGUCACCAUCAUCUACCAGUAUUUUGAAAUCUUUGUAAAAGAACAGGCUGAAGUCGGAGGMGUAGGGGCACUAUUUUUCUAGAUGUCCCAGUAUUUCAUGGUUUGUGUGAAAGGGAAAGUACUUUGACAACAUGCAUCAUUUAGUCCAAUAAUGCUGUUUUCUUUUUACUUGUUUUCAAGUGCUACGUGCCCCAUUAUUGUAAUGGGCAUUGAGCAAUGCCUGUGAGCAGCAUCAGUACCGGCUGCCUUAAGAAUCAAGUUUACAUCAUCUUGUUUAAGUAAAUCUAGUGUUGCCUGUAAUGCUGGAAACCAAUUCAUCUACCUUGCUGUUCAGACACUACCGUGAGAUGGGAAGAUGUAUCAGUUCUUGGUAAACAAUUUUGCACACAGCCUUGAGGUGUUAAAUUUAUUUCCCAGUUCUUAGUAGAAAAAAAAAAAAAAAUCUGGACUCAGAUUGCCCCAUGGCAGUAUCCCUGACACGAUUCAUUUGUAGCCUGUUAUUUUACAUUUUUUUUUUUUAAUACACUUUUUAAACUGGCAUUUCCCCCAUCAUUGAACUCCUUGGCACUUCUUCACGGUGCCUCCACCUGGGCACCUUUCUCUUGGCUCUGAGGGAAGGACAAGCAAAAGGUUUCACCCCAGACUGAUACUCCUGUCACCUGCAAGCUGGUUGUGUCCUGGGUUGCUGCCCUGCAGGGCCCGGGGCA
Molecule: messenger RNA, 2061 nt
Organism: Nothoprocta perdicaria
Lineage: Eukaryota; Metazoa; Chordata; Aves; Tinamiformes; Tinamidae
Gene: SEC61A2
Product: Sec61 translocon alpha 2 subunit
Exons: 12
Coding region: 6-1436 (476 amino acids)
Biological process (GO): post-translational protein targeting to membrane, translocation; SRP-dependent cotranslational protein targeting to membrane, translocation
Cellular component (GO): membrane; Sec61 translocon complex
Molecular function (GO): signal sequence receptor activity; ribosome binding; transmembrane protein transporter activity
Source: RefSeq, a predicted model, not a curated record